Fusarium vanettenii 77-13-4 is the source of this 831-nucleotide messenger RNA. RefSeq lists its product as uncharacterized. The record is from RefSeq and is a predicted model, not a curated record. The transcript has a single exon. The coding region runs from base 1 to 831 and encodes 276 amino acids. NCBI's taxonomy places the organism in Eukaryota, Fungi, Ascomycota, Sordariomycetes, Hypocreales, Nectriaceae.
AUGGCUCCAUCCAGCUUCCAGACCCCCGUGCACGUCACCCACAUCACGACCGCCACGGCCAUCCUCGAGGUUGGCGGCGUCACCUUCAUCACGGACCCAGUUUUUGGCGAAGCGCCAGCCGAGUACGAGAUCACGCACCUGAUGCCAGAGGGGACCCAGCCCAUGUUUGCCAAAUUCGAGGACGGCCCUGCUCUAAAGUUGCAGGAUCUCCCUAUUAUCGAUGCUGUCCUUCUCAGUCACGAAGACCACAUUGAUAACCUCGAUUUCGAGGGUCGUCGCCUCCUUGACGGGCGUCGAGUCAUCACCACGCCGGACGGGGCCAAGAACCUCGCCCCGAGGCCUGGUGUCGCGGCCAUCAAGCCUUGGGAGACCUUGACUUUCCCCUUCCAUGGGAGUGAUUGGGACAUUACUGGAGUUCCAUGCACGCAUCUUCCAGGCGGCGAGGUCACCGGCUUCAUUCUUCGCACCGAGGCAUUUGGAAUGAGCCCCGACGGACUGCCAAAUGCCGUAUACUUUACCGGCGAUACGGUACUGAUACCGGAACACGCCGAUAUCAGCAAAAGAUUCCACAUCGUCGUCGCUAUCAUGAACCUCGGAGACGCACGUAUUCCACUCCCUGGAUUGGAUGAGCCUUUGCAGAUUACAAUGGGAGGUAAAGAUGCGGCAGAGUUGUUCCGUCAGCUUCAAGCAGACAUUCUUGUGCCCAUCCAUUAUGAGUCUUGGCAUCAUUUCACCCAGUUCGGCACUAGACUGCGAAAAGUUUUUGAGGAGGAGGGCAUAUCUGACAAAAUUUGCUGGUUGGAGCCUGGACAGAAGAAACGAGUUAUCUAA